Messenger RNA from Cyprinodon tularosa, 1751 nucleotides. RefSeq names its product poly(rC)-binding protein 4-like. The coding region runs from base 117 to 1490 and encodes 457 amino acids. Gene Ontology annotation, biological process: negative regulation of mRNA splicing, via spliceosome. The record is from RefSeq and is a predicted model, not a curated record. The transcript has 14 exons. Gene Ontology annotation, molecular function: mRNA binding. Gene Ontology annotation, cellular component: cytoplasm; nucleus. Lineage: Eukaryota; Metazoa; Chordata; Actinopteri; Cyprinodontiformes; Cyprinodontidae.
UUCAGUUGGCCUGCGACCUCUUCCAUGAGAAAGCAUCAAAUCUGAAGGACAUCAACUAGUCAGUGAAAGAGUCACGGCCUUCGCUCGCCCACGUGACCAGCGAAUGAGCCUUGUUCAUGCGUCUCCCUGCGUGCCACUCCCCAAUCGUCAUGAACUGUGAGCAGGACUUCGGAGAUGGGGGCUUGGGAGUGACCCUCACACUACGACUGCUCAUGCACGGAAAGGAAGUAGGCAGCAUUAUAGGAAAGAAAGGAGAAACUGUGAAGCGAAUACGAGAAGAGAGCUGUGCACGUGUCAACAUCUCAGAAGGCUCCUGUCCAGAGAGGAUCAUCACCAUCACUGGCUCCACAGAGAGUGUUUUCAGAGCUUUCACCAUGAUCACAUACAAACUGGAGGAGGACCUGAAUGCACUGGUAGCCAACGGAACCAUAAGCUCCAAGCCUCCAGUCACUCUUCGGCUGGUCAUCCCUGCCAGCCAAUGUGGCUCUCUUAUUGGGAAAGGAGGCGCGAAGAUAAAGGAGAUCAGAGAGAACACAGGAGCUCAGAUUCAGGUGGCGGGGGAUUUGCUGCCAAACUCUACUGAGCGAGGUGUUACGAUAUCGGGGAAUCAGGACUCUGUAAUCCAGUGUGUCAAGCUCAUCUGCACAGUAAUCCUGGAGUCUCCACCAAAAGGUGCCACUAUUCCCUAUCGACCGAGCCUAUCACCAGCUGCUCUGCUCAUUGCCGGAAACCAGGUUUUUGACGCAUCAGAAUUUGCCCCCCACCCUCUGUAUUCAGUCACCCAGGGUGGUCUGGACCUCCAGCAGGCCUACACUUUGCAAAAUCAAUAUGGCAUUCCACAUUCAGAGCUGGCCAAACUGCACCAGUUGUCCAUGCAACAAGGCCUAAGUCCCAUUGCCCAGCCUGCCUCCACAAUUAUGCCUGGAAUGGACUCAAACUCUCAAACGUCUCAGGAGCUACUUAUUCCCAAUGAUCUGAUUGGCUCAAUCAUCGGCCGUCAGGGAACCAAGAUCAACGAGAUCCGGCAGGUGUCAGGGGCUCAGAUUAAAAUUGGCAGCCAGCUGGAUGGAACAAGUGACCGCCAUGUCACCAUCACAGGAACACCAGUCAGCAUUAACCUGGCCCAGUACCUCAUUACAUCCUGUUUGGAGACGGCCAAAUCCACCGCCCAGGCAGCCUCCAUGGCCUCUCCAGUCGACCUCAACAUGGCCUUCACUCAGCCCACCUCCCCAACCACCUCUCCUGCACCAACCCUGGCCACCAUGGGCACGCUGACCCCCACUCACAUGCUGGGUACUCCGUACGGUGCUGUCCCGCUCUCUGGGCUUCUUGGGAUGAAAUCCGUCCCGUUUCUGACUCUGUCCAGUCCCACACCCACUGUAGCUGUCACUGCAGCACCCUCUCACACUACUCUUGCCGCCUACACCACAAAGAUCUCCUCAGCGAACUGCAUCAAAAAACCCGAAAGACAGAAGUUUGCUCCUUACUGACGAGAGUCGGCUGAAAGACAGCGCCGUUACGCCCGAUGUAGCCAUAUUUACCUGAAGAGAUGCUUCUGAUUUUAGCUCGCUGCAACAGCAGAGAGCCGUGGAGGAUGCCAUGAAAGGUUGAUUUACAAUUGUAGAUAAUUUCCCACUUUCCCAUGAAGUGAUUGACUGCUUUCAUCAUCCUCAUUAGUGUUAUCGAUUGUUUUGGGGAAGGAAGAAAAAUAAUCAGAGAGACAUAUUUAAAAACCUCAGUAAAAAAAAUAA